Molecule: messenger RNA, 3220 nt
Organism: Patiria miniata (bat star)
Lineage: Eukaryota; Metazoa; Echinodermata; Asteroidea; Valvatida; Asterinidae
Gene: rpn2
Product: dolichyl-diphosphooligosaccharide--protein glycosyltransferase subunit 2-like
Exons: 17
Coding region: 29-1981 (650 amino acids)
Biological process (GO): protein N-linked glycosylation
Cellular component (GO): membrane; oligosaccharyltransferase complex
Source: RefSeq, a predicted model, not a curated record
AUUAUGAAUAGCGCCCUCGCUUGUCAGGAUGAUGUACAACACCCGUCCUUUUCUGAUUGGUCCCCGGGCUACAGAAGCAACAACCAUGGAAAGAGGUGCCACUCUGUUAGUGUUCCUGAUCUGUGCCGUCUUGGGCCAGGCGCUCAGCCCAGUCACCAUCCUGUCCUUGGACGAUCAAGCCAAGAUUAAGGCGGUCUUUGCCUCGUCCCGCCCCUUCACUGACCUGGCCGACGCCCACUAUUCCAUCCUGGGUCUGAAGCUGUUCAGUGUGCCGAUUCCUAAUGCACAGGAAGCAUGCACGUUCUUGAAGGCCAAGUUGGACCCUAAUAACGUGGAGUCCGUCUACCAUGCUACCACUGCAGCAAAGGCUCUGGAAAACUGCAAGGUUACAGUAAACGAGCAGUCCCUAUCAUCUGCCAUCAAUGACAGCGUUGACAUGGCAACGCUCUUCUACGCUGUGUCGGCCCUCACCACCCUUGGCCUGAAAUUCAGCCCUGCUGAUGUCCUAAAAUCAUUGGACUCGGCUCUUAAAAAAGACGAUGGUGUUACGAGCUCAAGCUAUGCCUUGCACAUCGCCUCUCUGCUUCCAGCUGAAACAAACGUGGACAAAUAUUUUGAUCUCAUUGAAGACAUCGUGGCCCAGGCAGACGAAAUAGAUGAAAAAUAUUUGCAGUUUGAUACCUUAUUCCAGAGUGGUCUAUUUUUGGAUGGAGCUUACAAGCUGGCUGCAAAAGUCAAUAAGAAACCACUCAUUACUGAGGAUCAAGCUGUGUUGCUGGGUAACUUUGUCCUGAGCCGUAAGUCAACACAGACGGCUGCCAAUGCCUACAGCGUUGUGGUUGGAGUCAAGGCUCUGGCUAGUAACAAGUUCCAUGUGCCUGUUGCCUUCACCAGAGUGGGAUCUAUGGCCGUCUCUACCAAUGCACCAAAUGUCAAGGUGGAAGUCUCCAACCUGAUGUCAGGCAGUGUCGGCAAGCUGACUGUUGAGGCGUCCUCUGUAAAGCCAAAAGACGGCGGGAAAGCAAUCGCUAAAGACCUGGCGUUUGAGGGCACCAAGAACCCGACGGAGUACCAGCUGAACCUGAUGGAGUCCAAGCCAGCCCCUGCGUUCUACUCGGUGUCCCUCAAGGCCAAGCCCUCCGCACCAAACCCUGCCCUGAUUGGUCUGAAUGAGGGCGCUAUUCUCGUCAAGGUCACGACGGAGGUCACCGUGGAUAACAUGGAGAUCUCGAUCAUCGACAAGGAUCAGUCGAUCACCGCCAAGACUGUCAAGGUCGUCCACCCAAGAAAAGUGGACAAGGGUCUGGAGGCUGACCAUCACCAGAGCGUGGUCCUCAAGUUCAACCUGAAGGACAAGGCUGGACAACCGCUGUCUGUCCAUCAAGCCUUUGUCCGUCUGUCCAACAUCAAGACCAAACAGGAGGUCAUCUUCACAGCUGAGGGCGAUGCGUCCUUGAUGUACAAGUUCAACCUCGACGUCGCCGAGAGCGGCCGUGAGUACUUCAACCAGCAAUCUGGCAAAUACACCCUGGAUCUGAUCAUUGGAGAUGCCAUCAUCAUGAAUCCUUUCUCCUGGAACUUGGCUGACGUCACCUUGAAGUUCCCUGAACAGGAGGACACCAAGCCAGCACCCCAGGCCCGCUAUGCUGAGCUGCCAGAGAUCAAGCACAUGUUCCGUGUUCCUGAGAAACGUCCUCCUACCGCAGUGUCUACUACCUUCACUGCACUGUGCCUUGUUCCUCUGCUGCUGCUCGUCAUUCUGUGGGUGAAGCUUGGCGCUAACAUGAAGGGCUUUACGUUCUCCAUCGGUGCCAUCGGCUUUCAUCUCGGUCUCGCAGGUAUCCUGGGCUUGUUCUACUGCUACUGGGUCUAUCUCAACAUGUUCCAGACUCUCCAGUAUCUAGGCCUCCUAGGCAUCUUCACCUUCUUGACUGGGAACCGAUUGCUUAGCAGCAUUGCACAAAAGAAACGCGAGAAGUAAACCAUCGCGUGAUGCCGCAGCCUUUUUGUAAUUGCUCAGAAUGUAGUGAGUCUUCAAUGAUCAGGGCAAGGUUGAAAAUCAAUCACUACGUUUUUCUCUUUUGUUUCAUAAUUUUUCCAAAAAAAAAAAACAAUCAAAAUGUGUGAGAGUCAGAUUAAAUAUUGAUUUAUGUGUAUUUGCACUGGGUAGCUUUUUGGCAAAGUUUUAAACUUUUGUACAAAAAUAUUGAUGAAGGAACAAGUUGUUCUGGUUUAUAAACAUCAUUACACAUGAUUUUGUUCUCGAGAUUUGGUUCAGUUUUAAGGCGACUUUUCUGAAGUGGUCCCAGAAUGUUUUGAGAUGAAAUUGUGAUUUCGGAUGUGUAUAAAUUUCUGUUGGCUCUUUUCUGGUUGGUUUUGGUGAAGGGUUUGCAAAACACAAUUUUAGUGUAGAGGUUAACAUCGGGUAAAUAUGUAGUAACUUCUUGUAAGAAAAGCAAAAAGUAAAGGAGAGAAGUUUUGAUGUGAUAUGAUACAAUUUUCUAAUCCUUUCAAACAGCAGAGGAUUUGAUAAGUAGUUGUAAAAACUUUUGUUGUUAUUUCGAAACAAUUUGCCCAGGAUGUAUAAGUCAGAAAAACAAGUGUAUUUAAAAGGAGUCUUUCUUUUGAAAAUUGCAGGAAUUUACAAAUUAUGCGUCCUUGCUUUAUUGUGAAAAGCCUUGUACCUUCAACUUUCAACAGGUUGUGUGUUAGUUUUGUGUUACAUAUUUCUGUAAUAUUACAGAAUUUUGUAAUAUUAUUACAAAAUGUUUGUAUUAUUACAGAAAUUGUGUCCAUCGUUGCAUAGUUCAUGUGCACCUGGCUGAAAUGUCUUGACACAAACGUCCACAUUAAGAAUUUUUAUCCUUAAAUAAUUUGAGUAGAGAAUUUGAUGAAUUCAGUAUCCGUAGAAGUGUAGGAAUUUUGUAGCAAUUUGUUUCAAACAUGAAACUAUAAGCACGUUUUUUUGACACUGCUUGCCAAAAUUGAUUUGAUUUUUGUAAGAAAAAAAUGAUGCAUUACUCACACUGGCAAUAUGGUAAAAUUUCCUUUUGUUUCCAAGUACAUUUUUUUUUUUUUUUUCAACAGCUAAGUACUACUUGUUGAGCUUAUACAUUCACUUGUGAAAAAAAAACCUUUUAAAGGGUUAUUCCUGUUAUUUGUUUCCUUGCGUUGAAAUUAUGAGAGCAGUAUUAAGAAAUUGCUGAUCACAAAUUUUAAA